AUGUGUCCCGGCCUCUCCCCCAACAUCCAACAGGUUGAUGAUGCCAGGAAAACAGCUGUCAUCGACAGAGAGCUCUCUCGGCUAGGUGUAGACAUUGCAUGCUUGCAGGAGACGAGGCUUCCAGACAGUGGCACCCUCAGAGAAAAGAGCUACACCUUCUUCUGGAAAGGUAAACCCCCUGAAGAACCCCGCCAGCAUGGUGUCGGCUUUGCCAUAAAGAACACACUGAUGACCUCCAUCGAGCCCCCUUCAGCAGGCACAGAGAGAAUUCUGACCCUCCGCCUGUCCACGUCUUUCGGCUCAGCCACCAUCAUCAGCGUGUACGCACCCACGCUGUACUCUACCCCUGAGGAUAAGGACCAGUUCUAUGGUGCCCUGGAUGAUAUCAUAUCCCAAACCCCCAGCACUGACAUGCUUUACCUCCUUGGCGACUUCAACGCCAGAGUGGGAGCUGACCACGAGGCUUGGCUCUCCUGUCUCGGUGCCUAUGGACGCGGGAAGAUAAAUGACAAUGGCCAGCGUCUGCUAGAGCUGUGCUGCUACCACGGCCUAUGCGUCACCAACACCUUCUUCCCGUGCAAAGAAAUCCAUCAGGUCUCCUGGAGACAUCCUCGUUCACGCCACUGGCACCAGCUCGACUUGGUAUUGACCAGACGCAAGGACCUUGCCAGCGUCCUCCUCACCCGUACCUACCACAGUGCUGACUGCGACACUGACCAUUCCCUCGUCGCCAGUAAGGUGCGCAUUGCCCCGAGGAAGAUACACCACAGCAAAAAGAGCGGACGGCCACGCGUCAACACCUGCAAUGCCAGAAACCCCCUUAAGAUGCAGGGUUUCCUGAACCUUCUCAACGUGACCCUAGCAAGGGAGAUGUCUGAAGACGACACCACAGACCUCAUCUGGUCCCACCUGCGGGACUCGAUCUACAGUGCAGCCAUCUCCGCUUACGGAAAGAAGGAACACAAUCACGCUGACUGGUUUGAGGCUCACUGGGACAGGAUGGAGCCUGUGGUUGAGGCUAAGAGGAAGACCCUUCUGGCCUACAAGAACGCUCCAAACCCUACCACGCUUACUGCACUCAGGGUUGCCAGGAAAACAUCCCAGCAGACAGCUCGUCACUGCGCAAACACCUACUGGUUAAAUCUCUGCAGUAGAAUACAGCUUGCUGCAGACGUAGGAGAUGCAAGAGGGAUGUACGAGGGCAUCAAGAAGGCGACAGGUCCAGCACCCAGUAAGUCCGCCCCCCUCAAGACAAAGACAGGCGAUGUGAUCACCGACCAAGGCAAGCAGCUAGAACGAUGGGUUGAGCACUACCUGGAGCUGUACGCCACACAGAAUGUUGUCACUGAUGCUGCCCUUGCCGACACCCCUGACCUGCCUGUAACGGAGGAACUUGAUGCACUGCCCACAAAGGAGGAGCUCAGUAAAGCCAUCAGCAAUCUAUCAAGCGGAAAGGCCCCAGGGAUUGACAGCAUUCCAGCAGAGGUCCUAAAGAGUGGGAAACCUGCACUACUCGAGCCCCUGCACACCCUUCUUUGCAAAUGUUGGGAGAAAGGACACAUCCCUCAGGACAUGCGUGAUGCGAACAUCAUCACCCUGUACAAAAACAAGGGUGACAAAAGCGACUGCAACAACUAUCGAGGUAUCUCUCUCCUGAGCAUUGUGGGGAAGGUCUUCGCACGAGUCACCCUUACCCGCUUACAGACCCUCGCCUCCCGUGUCUACCCUGAGUCCCAGUGUGGCUUCCGUGCAGGCCGGUCAACAGUAGACAUGUUAUUCUCCCUGCGCCAGCUCCAAGAGAAGUGCCAGGAACAGCAGAUGCCUCUCUACCUUGCCUUCAUUGAUCUAACAAAGGCGUUCGACAUGGUCAGCAGGAGCGGACUCUUCCAGCUCCUUAAGAAGAUUGGCUGUCCCCCACACCUGCUUGCUGUCGUCACGUCAUUCCACUACAACAUGCGCAGCACAUACGCCUUCAAGGACUGCAGCGAAGGGGUGUACAUCCACACCAGAGCCGAUGGCAAACUCCUCAACAUUGCCCGUCUCCGUGCCAAGACCAAAGUGAGAGAGGUGCUCAUUCGCGAGAUGCUCUUCGCCGAUGAUGCAGCCCUAGCCUCGCACACAGAAGAAGGUCUGCAGCAGCUUGUCAGUCGAUUCUCCGCCGCCUGCAAGGACUCACACACACUGGAAACAGAAGUCAGCAGCAGGAUCGCCAAGACCGCAGCAGUUAUGUCGAAACUGUACCAGAGAGUUUGGAACAACUCCAGUCUUACGGAAAAGACUAAACUGCAUGUCUACCAAGCCUGUGCGCUCAGCAGCCUCCUCUACAGCAGCGAACCAUGGACCCCCUACGCAAGGCAUGAGAAGAAACUCCACAGCUUCCACCUCCAAUGUCUACGACGCAUUCUUCACAUCCGCUGGCAGGACAAAAUCCCAGACGUGGAGAUAUUACAGCGAGCAGGCAUGAAGAGUAUGGUGGCCAUCUUGCGGGAGAGACGCUUGCGAUGGCUCGGCCACGUGCGAAGGAUGGACGCAGGUCGAAUUCCAAAGGACCUCCUGUACGGAGAACUCGCCGAGGGCACACGGCCAAAUGGGCGCCCCCGCCUCCGCUUCAAGGACGUCUGCAAAAGAGACAUGAAGCAGUGCAACAUCGAUGUCUCCUCCUGGGAGAGCCUCGCUGAGGACCGGCCUUCCUGGCGCUCAACUGUGAAAUCUGCCGUUAAGGAGGCCGAGGACGCGAGAAAUGCUGCUCUGGCCGAGAAGAGAAGAAGGCGAAAGCAGAGAGAGCGCCAGCCACAACAACAGUCAACGAUUGGAGAUUUUAUGAGGUUUCAUUCCAUUUCAUUUGCCAUAUGGGUGUACCGGUCUGUUGUUGUUUACUCAUCCACGAAAGCUGCUACUCAGCCCCUUGGCCACCUGAAACAAGUGGUCGAGUCAACACUUCGUAUAAUCAGAAAUGAGCAUCUGCUUGAAAGUGUCCUUGCGAUGCGCCUCCUUGAAAAAUACAAUCAGGAAAUGACAAAGCAUUUUCUGAAGCUGGAGUGA
Messenger RNA from Penaeus chinensis, 3042 nucleotides. RefSeq lists its product as uncharacterized. The record is from RefSeq and is a predicted model, not a curated record. The transcript is spliced from 5 exons. Gene Ontology annotation, molecular function: catalytic activity. Lineage: Eukaryota; Metazoa; Arthropoda; Malacostraca; Decapoda; Penaeidae. Bases 1 to 3042 code for a protein of 1013 amino acids.